This is a messenger RNA of Pogoniulus pusillus (Red-fronted tinkerbird), 938 nucleotides long. RefSeq names its product secreted frizzled-related protein 2-like. The record is from RefSeq and is a predicted model, not a curated record. The coding region runs from base 1 to 861 and encodes 286 amino acids. The transcript is spliced from 4 exons. Gene Ontology annotation, molecular function: Wnt-protein binding. Gene Ontology annotation, biological process: non-canonical Wnt signaling pathway; canonical Wnt signaling pathway. Lineage: Eukaryota; Metazoa; Chordata; Aves; Piciformes; Lybiidae.
AUGUUCUCGACUGCAAAAAUACUUGUUUUUGCUGUGAGUGGUUUCCUGGGAGUGGCAAUAGGCUUUGACAUUGGAUUAUCCACAAAAUGUGUAGUGAUACCCAAGGAGAUGGACAUGUGCCAAAGGAUCGGAUACUCUGAAAUGAGGCUUCCCAACCUGAUGGGACACACAAGCAUGGCAGAGGUUAUCCUAAAAUCCAACGCCUGGCAGCGCCUUGUGCACACAGACUGUCACCCUCAUGUGAGGACAUUCUUGUGCUCCAUGUUUGCACCCAUCUGUUUAGAUACGUUUAUCCAUCCCUGCAGGAGCAUGUGUGUUGCUGUCCGAGACAGCUGUGCCCCUGUGCUCGCCUGCCAUGGACACUCCUGGCCUGACAGUCUGGACUGCGAUCGAUUCCCUGCAGAUGAGGACAUGUGCCUGGCAUCUCUUACAGAAGAAUAUAAACACUUGCAUAAAGUCCUACCAAAGCCUGCUUGCCAGACCUGCCCAGCAGUGGAGGAAUUCUUUCUGCACAAAAGAAAUCUAGACGUUUUCUGCAAUAGUAACUUUGCAGUAAAAGUAAAGCUGUCCAAGAAAAGAACAGCAUUUGGUGACCAUGAGUAUAACAUUGAAUGUCAAGUGGAAUUCAUUACCCAGGAGUCAUUCUUGCCUUCUGAAACUCGGAGUAUGAUACAACAGUGGUUGCUUGUCAAUGAAAACUGUACACAGAGGAUGACUCAAACCCAUCGUCCCAUAGUGUAUCUCUUUGUUGGCAAUAUUGAAGAGGGCAUCAUUUUAGUAACCCAGGUUUACCGUUGGCAGAGGAGGGACUCUCAUCUGACUUUGGCCACCCAGAAGUGGAGAUACCAUAAAUGUUUGUAACUAUUUAUCAUAUUAUUUGUAAAAAGAUGAUUGUACUUCUUGUGCUCAAUCCGUGUUGUAAAUAAGAAUGUAUUAUA